UAUUUCCAAAGCGGUAUGUGGAGACUGUUGUUAUGGAAGGUGGGCACGUGGUCACCAAAUUACCUCAUAAACAUCAUCAUUGCUAUUACCACGGUGAAGUGAGGGAUGGCAAUAUAUCUUCAGUUGCAAUAAGCACAUGCAAUGGUUUAAGUGGUCUGGUCCAUGUUGAUGGAGAAGCUUUGGUUGUAGCGCCAUUGGAGGGGUCGCCAAGGCAACACGUUGUUUAUCAUCAAAAAGAUGUAAUCAGCAAGGGAGAGAAAUUAGUGAUGGAUGCAAAGUAUGAAUCUGUUGGAGAACUGCCAGAUAUUUCAAGUAAAGAGCGCCACCGCAGGGACAUCCUAUCAGAGACAAAAUAUGUAGAACUGGCCAUCAUAAAUGACGAUGCUGAGUAUCGUUUUCGUGGAAGUAUUGGGGCUGUGCAAGACAGAAGCAAGGAACUCGCAAAUGCCAUGGAUAUGCUGUAUCGAGCACUGAACAUCAGGAUAGCACUAGUUAACGUAGAAGUAUGGACAAGUAAACAGAUAGAACUUACCGCCGAUGCCACAUCUAACCUGUUCAAAUUCCAGGCCUGGAGAUCUGAACAUUAUUCACCUAGGAUCCAUAAUGAUAAUGCUCAGCUCUUAACGGGAAUUCCUUUCAACGACAAUGUCGUUGGGAUGGCAGAACAUGGGAAAAUGUGUACAGAGGACAAAUCAUGUGGUGUUAAUACAGACAUAGAAGAAGAGCUGUCCCGUCAGGUUGUAGUUGUAUCACACGAGAUGGGACACAACUUAGGUUUUAAUCACAACACUAGGAGUUGCACCUGUCCAGAUGCGUCCUGUAUCAUGGAUGAUAUACUAGGAAGCCCUCCGUCCACCCAGUUUUCUUCCUGCACCUUUGAGACGAUGCGGAAGGUCCUUCAGAAGGGGUACGGGUUCUGCCUCCUGGAUUACCCUAAAGAGUUCUUUGGAGGACCGGUGUGUGGUAACAGGUUCUUAGAGGCGGGUGAGGACUGUGACUGCGGGACACCAGAGGAAUGUGACACCAACUGCUGCGUAGCUGAGACCUGUAGAUUCCAUGUGAACGCUACGUGCGGCGAGGGUGAAUGCUGUGAUAGUAACUGUCAGAUGUUACCAGCUGGUACCCUAUGCAGGGAUGAAUACAACCCCUGUGAUCUACCAGAAUACUGCACAGGAACAUCUGCAACGUGCCCGGGUAAUGUGUACCGCCAGAACGGAGAGAAGUGUGAUCGGAGAGACUCUGAUGCUCUCUGCUAUGACGGGCAAUGUCAUAGCUACCAGCAGCAAUGCGAAGAAGUCUGGGGUAAACGGACCUCUGUCAGGGCAGGGGUUGAUGAGUGUUAUGCGUUAAACGAACAAGGCAGCCAUUUUGGAAGUUGCGGAGAGACGGACCAAAGGCCAUGCCCAUCUACGACUGAUCCUGAUGGACCUUGCUACAAACCCUGUGAACCACAGAAUGCGAAGUGCGGUCGUCUGAUGUGUGAGAACGUUCCUGAUAGACCAGUUCUUACCAGUAUCGCCACCAUCGCUCCAGGGCGGGCCUACGAUUCCAAGGGCAGAGAGCACAUCUGCAAGACGGCCUCCCUUAACUUUGGAGUUGAUGUCCCUGAUCCAGGCUACGUUGCAGACGGAACUAGAUGUGCUGAAGGAAAGAUUUGCUUGAACUUCCAGUGUCAAAACAUCAGUGCCGUUGGCAUAAGACCCUGCCCUUAUAACUGCCAUGGCAACGGGAUGUGCAAUAGUAAGAGUCACUGCCACUGUUAUCAAGGGUGGGCUCCACCUCUAUGCAACACUCCAGGCUAUGGGGGUAGUAUUGAUUCUGGUCCAGCAGGUCCCCCAGACAAUGUUGUUGUAGUCACCCGUACAGUGACUAAAGUGGUAACCCGUUAUCUACCCGUAAGUGGCCCCACCCUUUUUGGUGUGUCCACGGGAACGGUAGCCGCCCUUCUGGUUCUCUUCAUCGUCAUCUUCCCUCUACUGACCGUAUGUGGUGUAGUCAUCUACUGUAAGCGACAGAGAAUCCGUCAGAUGCUCAACAAGAGCAGAGAGACAAGGACAGGGCAUCAGUCAUUUAGAAACAGUCCAGGUAGUAAUGGAGCUGCACGGAAGACAGUUGUGACACGUACCCCAUCCAUUCGGGCUUCCCCACCGACUAUAGAACACAUCCCAAACUCAAGCACUGGUAAUGUCGUCCAUGAUGUCUAUCCUCUCAUACCGACUGGUCCUAAUGUGAGCUACAAGCCCGAUAGACCACCAGCAAGACCCAGUUCACCACCUCCGAAACAGACCUCAAAACCACCACCGUUACCGUCAGUAGUGCAGACGCGCCCUACUGAAGCUCCAACCAAACCCGCAGCCCCUCCAAGCCGUCCACAGGUUCCUAAGUUAAAACCUACAGCUCGGUCGCAAAGCUUUAAUUAUCCGGCCAAAUCCGAGUCGGGGCCUGGUGCUAGGUCGGGAGGACCGCCUGGGCGACCCAAACCUCCAGCACCACCUUUUAAACUUGCACCGCCCCCCAAGUCACCCCCACCCGUGCCAGACUCUCAGACGCCUGCCACGAGCAUUUCCGGUGCCAGGGCAGCUCUGAAACCGGUAGCACGGCCACGCCCGAACGUGAAUUCUAACAACUCUAAGGACUGCGAUUGGAGCCAGGGCGGCAACCUUAUUACUAAAGACAGUCAAGAGGGGGAGCCCUUCAUUGCGAAAAAACCAACAGUAGCCAAGAAACCGUCGAUAUCGCGGAAACCUCCCUUGCGCCCUGGCAGACCACCUCUACGAACCCAAAGCAUGAGAGAACCUCCUACAUCCUAACAAUCAUCUUGAUAAGUUGACCUUUGACCUUUUAUUAACCUCUAGAUGUCACAAAGGUCAUCUUUCAGUGUGUGUUACUCUCUGAUUUGUCUUUCCUAUUUUUUAUGUUCUUUUAUUGAGUUUACUUUCAGACUAUCAAAGCAAUAUUCCUUGUAUAUGUUUUGUUUUUAAUAUUUUUGUUGUACUUUUUAUUCAGGGGAGUGUUUGAUGAAGCAUCUUAUCAGUGCUUUCCACUGUUGAUGAAUUCGCUUACAGCCAAUCAGAUCAAAGGAUUUCAGUAGCUUGUAACAAAUAUGCAGUCAAAAUCACUGACCAUUUAUUUUAUGAAACCCUCCUCAGAAGGAUUGCUAACCUUAUGCAAAGUAAUGCAGGUUUUUUAGAUUAAUUUUUUUUUAUUCUUUUCAUUUUCUUGGUUAAUAUUUGGAGUUGAAAGAUAAAUUAACAAAUAACUUGUGACUGUAUCUGGUAAGUUGUAAUGAAUCAAUGAACUUGGAUUGAAUUUUAAAAAUCUAUUUGGUAAUUAAUUGGGAACGAGCCAAACUGUUGAAUAAGAGUAUAUAUAUUGUAUCUCCUUUGUAUAAUAGGGCCCGUCUCACAAAGAGUUGCAAUUGAUCCGAUCAAUCGCAACUAUGGAAAGCCAGCAAAGUCAACAUAUAAAAUGCAUGUUUGUUCAAAAAGUUUUCUACAUGUAGGUACGAUGUAUAUUCAUAAAUUCAUUGAUUUCUUGACAAUUUGGUGUGUUCUCCAUUGUUUACAUAGGAUAUUUUGCAAACUUCCUGUAGAAAACAUUAUGACACUGAUGGAUUUCCAUAGAGUUAGACAUGAUCGGAUCUAUCGCAACUCUGUAAGACGGUGUCCCUGGUGUUCCUGUGUCCUGUGUAAAGAGUGGAAUAUUAAAGCUUUUGAUAAUUCAAGAAUA
Molecule: messenger RNA, 3729 nt
Organism: Lytechinus pictus (painted urchin)
Lineage: Eukaryota; Metazoa; Echinodermata; Echinoidea; Temnopleuroida; Toxopneustidae
Product: zinc metalloproteinase-disintegrin-like EoMP06
Exons: 19
Coding region: 33-2810 (925 amino acids)
Biological process (GO): proteolysis
Molecular function (GO): metalloendopeptidase activity
Source: RefSeq, a predicted model, not a curated record